CCUUUCUCAAGGGUGUGUUUUUUCCGAGGGUUAUAUUUAAUAACACUCCGGCGGUUGGCUGGAGUGCCAAGGACUGUGGAGACACGUUUCGGGGUGGGUGGAGGAAGUGCGCUUACGGCCGUGUGUUUGGGGGAGGGGGGCUUCUUCAUCACGACACGAGCUCAGAAGACCGGGGCUUGACGGGACAAGGAAGGCGACACAGGGACUCAUCACUCCUGGAAACCGACGCCACCCGUCUGCUCGGGCUGCGGGUCUCCACGCGGGUACGCAGCCCAGUCCAGUUAGCUGGAGCUGCCUCACUCUGCUCUGCGUGUGUGUUUCUUCCGGACUGACUCCUCAGUCGUCCGAGUACUAAGUGUAUCCGCGUCGUUAGCAAUUGAAUUAUGAAUUGUUCUCCUCACUGGCGACUUCUGUUCGCGCGCCCCGCCGGAGAUGGUCCGAGUGUCCGCUUGCGCGCGCCGCGCAGCUAGCAGCUAGCAGCUUAGCCCGUGUCAGACACACUUUCAGCGCAAUACCCGCGUUUUUUUUUUUAUAUAUUACCUUGAGGUAAGCGUGCGCUGCUGUCUGUGUGUGUGUGGACUGACUGCGUGUUCUACUCCUAUGGCGUGACGACUGGACGUGUUGUUGGUGCCGGAGCAGUGCGGACCAUUUGUCACCGAGACGGGAGAGAGGGCGCGCGGCGUUGUGUGUGUCUCUGUGACUGUCUGUGUGUGUGUGUGUGUGUCUGUGUGCGCGCGCGCGCGGAUGAGACGCUGUCCGCGUUUUUCUCUUGGCGCGAGCUGACGGAGCGGAGGACGUCGCGGAGACACGAGCCAUGGCUCUCGGAAGGCUCGCGCUUGGCACCGUUGGCGCGAGCCGGCGCGUGUCGCUGCAGCGCGGGCUGCUCUUCCUGUGCGCGCUGGUGCUGCUGCUGCUCUCCGAGGCUGUGGAGCCGCUCGGCGCGUCCGGGAGCCCAGGGGGCGCGGGGGACUCUAGCGGAGGAAGUCACGGCCUCCAGAAGGGCUGCGAGGCGGACGUGACUAAGUCUAAGCACCCCACGAACCGCACGAAGAAGCCGUUCCCUGUGCUCUCCUUCGACUACGAGCACGUCAAGACACCCUUCGAGAUCUCCUUGUGGGUCCUGCUGGCAUCCCUCAUGAAACUCGGCUUUCAUCUGAUCCCACGGUUGUCCUCCAUCGUGCCAGAGAGCUGCCUGCUGAUUGUAGUGGGCCUGCUGGUGGGUGGCCUCAUCAAGGUGGUUGGAGAGACUCCCCCUGUGCUGGACUCGCAGGUUUUCUUCCUGUUUCUUCUGCCACCUAUCAUCCUGGAUGCUGGCUACUUCCUGCCCAUUCGGCCCUUUUCUGAGAACCUGGGCACCAUCCUGAUGUUUGCAGUGGUGGGCACACUGUGGAACUCUUUCUUCAUGGGUGGCUUGCUGUAUGGAGUGUGCCAGAUCAAGGGCACAGACCUGAAUACGGUCAACCUAUUGGCCUGCCUCCUCUUUGGUUCCAUCAUCUCUGCCGUGGACCCUGUUGCUGUGCUUGCCGUGUUUGAGGAGAUCCACAUCAAUGAACUGUUGCACAUCUUGGUCUUCGGCGAGUCACUGCUCAAUGACGCAGUCACUGUGGUGCUGUACCACCUGUUUGAGGAGUAUGCUGGCGUGGGCUCUGUCAGCAUACUGGACGUUUUCCUCGGCGUGGUGUGCUUCUUGGUGGUGGCAUUGGGCGGCGUGCUGGUGGGGGCCUUCUAUGGCAUCCUGGCAGCCUUCACGUCACGCUUCACAUCACACACUCGUGUCAUUGAGCCACUCUUUGUCUUCGUCUACAGCUACAUGGCUUACUUGUCUGCCGAGGUGUUCCAUCUUUCCGGCAUUAUGGCGUUGAUUGCCUGUGGGGCUGUGAUGCGCCCCUAUGUAGAGGCCAACAUCUCCCACAAGUCCCACACAACAAUCAAGUACUUCUUAAAGAUGUGGAGCAGUGUGAGCGAGACUCUCAUCUUCAUCUUCCUUGGUGUCUCCACGGUGGCAGGGAACCACUCCUGGAACUGGACUUUUGUCACAGUCACUAUCAUCCUCUGCCUUGUGUCUCGUGUACUUGGGGUGGUGGGUCUGACCUACGUGAUCAAUAAGUUCCGGAUCGUCAAGCUCACCACCAAAGAUCAGUUCAUUGUGGCAUAUGGUGGACUACGAGGGGCCAUUGCCUUCUCACUGGGGUACCUGCUGGACAAGAGCCACUUCCCCAUGCGGGACAUGUUUCUAACAGCCAUCAUAACGGUCAUCUUCUUCACCGUCUUUGUCCAGGGAAUGACUAUUCGACCCCUUGUUGACCUCUUGGCUGUGAAGAAGAAACAGGAGACCAAACGUUCCAUCAAUGAGGAGAUCCAUACCCAGUUUCUGGACCACCUGCUGACAGGCAUUGAGGACAUCUGUGGUCACUAUGGCCACCACCACUGGAAAGACAAACUGAACCGCUUCAACAAGAAAUACGUGAAGAAGUGUCUGAUUGCUGGUGAGCGUUCCAAGGAGCCGCAGCUCAUUGCCUUCUACCACAAGAUGGAGAUGAAGCAGGCCAUCGAGCUGGUGGAGAGCGGGGGUGGGGUCAAGUUGCCCUCUGCAGUGCCCUCCACUGUGUCCAUGCAGAACAUCCAGCCAAAGAAGCCACCCUCUGAUCGGGCCAUACCCCAGAUCUCCAAGGGUCGGGAGGAGGAAAUCCGAAAGAUCCUCCGCAACAACCUGCAGAAGACCCGGCAAAGGCUGCGGUCUUACAACAGACACACACUGGUGGCAGAUCCCUACGAGGACGGUUGGAACGACUUGCUCUUCAAGCGGCAGAAGCUAAUGGAGAUCGAAAAAAAGAUGUCAAAGAUGAGCAACUACCUCACUGUCCCGGCAGCUGCCCCAGACUCACCCACCCUCAGUCGUGCCCGGCUGGCAUCAGACCCCCAGGCCUACAGCUCCAAACCCACCUCAGACGACCUCCCCACCAUCAAGGUUGACCUGGCCUCCCCACAAUCGCCAGACUCAGUCAACCUCGUGAAUGAGUUCCAGAAGGCCGCUACACAGAACGACCCCGACGAUGAUGGGGGCUUGGUCAUGAAGGUGCCUUUUGCUGACAAGGACCAGGGUGAGCAGGACAAUAAGAAGGAGCAGCAGCGGCUGAUGCGCUGCCUAAGUGACCCAGGACCUGGUGGCGAUGAGGAAGAGGAUGAGCCUUUCCUGCCCUAAAAUGCCCUUCCCACUGGGUAGGGUAAGGAGGCUGUGGCUCACACCCCUUCUCUCUUUCUCCUUCUGAGGAUAUUGGUCAUUCCCUUUAGGUUGAAAGCCUGUAACAGGCCAACACAAAGAGAGGGGGGGAAAAAAAAGGGGGCGGGGAAUCAAUCAAUAAACCAAAAUGCAACGGUAAAGUAAAAAAUAGCCAUUUAUUUUCUAUUAUCAUUGUUUAUUUUAAUGUCCCAAAAGUCAUCCCCAGCACUCAGGCAGCAUGGGUUUUGGGUGUGGUCCUGGGACAGUGGGGACAGAACUAUGCAUUACCAAAAGUUUGAAUCAGGUGGUCCAGUGCUGGUUGUGGAGGGCAGACAGAUGGCCAUGAAGGUUUUCCAUACAGCUGAGAGUGCAGACACCCCAGUCCUUCCUCUCUCAUGUCAGGCACUCCAGCAUCAACGGGAGCUGGAAAACCUGCCAGUCUGCAGCUUGCCAUUCUGGUGCUGGAAGCCCUGCUUUCUACUGUUUUAGUCCAAGACAAUGUUCUCUGGUGUUAGUUUAGUUUCUUUUCUGUGGAGGUUUUUGUGCUGUUUUUAUUUAAGCAAUUUUUUUCUAUACUUUGCCUUUUUGUUUGUUCACAAUUAAUGAUCUUUAGUGAAUUUUGUUUCAGAAAUUGCCUUGGCUUUAAUGAAGGGGAGAAGUAUUCUGUUCACACCAGGUGUGCUUUAGUGUCCUCAUUAAUUCUCUUUUGCUCCAGUUCAGGAAGAAUAUGAAACCAUUCUUUCACGCUUGUACCUUUAAGACUACGUCUUUGAUUUUGAGCAGAUCUGGGGUGUUUACUAGGUUUUGUGCCAUUGCAACAAACUCGCAGCUUCUUUCUGCCCUUACAGGAGUUUGCUGCCAAGAAUGCUUUGCGUCUUCACUUGUAGACUCUGCUCCUUAUUGCCUCCAAAGCCUUUUCUCUGGCUUUGAAUUGACACAGUAGGUUGGCGUGUACGGACGCAAGGAAAAUCCAAUUUUACUUCCUCCCAAAACAGGUUUUCUCAUGAAUUGCCUCCAUUGUGUGUCCCAUCGCGAGUGGUGAAGAGCACCACUAGAAUGAAAGCAGGCAACCUCAGAGAUUGGCAGUAACAUUAAUGCUAAACACUUGUUGGACUAACAUUAACUCUGAGAACCUCAUGUGGGAUCGUAUGCAGCUCCCAGAGGCGGCUACAGUUUGCUCACUUUGUUUGAAUGUUUGCUUACGAAAACUAUCCUGAAUGUGUAUUACGUGUUUAAUGAGGAUAUGCCAAGGUUUCAUAGCAUCUGAGAGAUGUACCUCUUUAGAGAUGUUUCUGUUGUGGGAAGCGGAAAUACGGGUGGCCUCCGUUUGUGCUUCAGUCAUUGUCAUGUGAGACACCCACUCUUCUCCCUCCCCCUGGGUGACUUCUCAGGACAGUUUCAGUUCACCCCUCUUCAAACUGAUAUUUACUCUACAUCUCAAUAAAAUAAGCACCUCUGCACUGAAGCAAUACGUUCCUUUUAUACAUACUGAGUUCUGAGGUGCAAUUUUCCCUUGUUUUACCCUACAUUUUUAUGUCAUUUUAGAGCUUUGUGGUUCUGUGUUUUGUUUUUCAUCUUCAAACACAGAGCAGCAGGGGCAAUGCAAAAUCUUAAUCUUAAGGUUCCUUACUAUGGCUCCUUGCACUGUUUUAUAGAACAGUGUAUUAAAUUGCAUGAAUAUGACUCUUCAAAAGAGUGCCAUGUACCUGUAUUGGUUUUAUUGUUAUGGCUCUAACAUAUGAUGGGCAUUAAAAUAGAAAUCUCACAGCCAUUUUCGUGUACAAUUGCUGACUCGAGCUGAAGUCAAACUGGGUGUUCAUGAGCUAGAAUUGUGUAGAAGAGUGGCUGUCUGAAAAGUUGUAGAAAACCAAAUCUAUGCUUUUAUGUUUUUACUGCUUGUUAGAUUAUCCUAACUUGCUCCAAAAUCUGACUCUAAAUUAGGGGUCUUAAUGUUUUUUCCCCCCACCCAUCUGGGUCACCAGCAGGAAUUUCUGCUGAAAUAUAUCUGCCAUUUAUCUGUCUCCUAUUGAUGUUAUGUAUAUGAUUGUAUACUGCACUAAAUUUUAUAUAUAUAUAUACACACACACACACACCAUUCCCUUUAAAGCUGAUAUAACGUACAAACAGUGCCAUGUAACUGCUGUCUGUUUUUAUGUCAAAGCUUGUGUUUGACAGAGGCACUGAAAUGAUUGUCUCAGUUGUGAAACCACCUUGGUUCAAGCUGUGCACUUGAAACUAUUGAAAAUGCAAAGCGUCAGUCCUGCUCUUAACUUUGGAGUGUGUACUGCACAUGUGAGCUGAAACAAACGAUUCCUGUAAAAGGCACACCUCAACACACCGAAAUGGGAGAUUGUCACAAGUGCACGGAUAUUGUAGGAUGUGUGCAAGAAAAGAUGCAAUUGUUUUUACGACUGUUAAUAUCACAUUAUCUGAAGUCCCACAUCUCUGUGAAAGUAAAGCAAGGGCAUGUUCGUGUUUCGGCCCCACUUCUGUGUCAAUCGUCUCUUGGAAGUUGCAUUGUCCUGCCAGCUUUUUAAAUGGACUUUUCGCUCAACCCUGUAACGUUGCCUUAUAUACGUCUCCCACCGGUGCACAGCAAAGGCAGCCAUGACGAUCAGAGCACCCUGGUCAGCUUUCAAAGCCAGCGUUUCCCCAUCUCACUUGUAGUUCCUGUUCCCAGUGUGACAGUCUGCGCCACCUACGGCUUGUGGGUAACAAUGUGGAGAGGGAGGAGAACCUUCAGAUGGAUGGGCGCACAGGGUUUCAGGUCCCUGUGGGCUUGCCUUCUGCGCUCGUCUGCAUCUUUGUCAUCUGAAAGACAGCUGCUUGGGUUUGCCUUGGUGUCACGUGUCCUGCUGGAGCAGCACUGAAGUGUUAGCACUCCGACUUCAGUCUUUUUGCAGGCUUGAACGUGUCGCCAAGGGAAACAAGGCAACCCUUGGUCAAGAAAAGGGUGAUUGUCUCACCAACAGGGUUCACUCCCUUUUUAAGUUUAUGGUCUUGUGCUAGAUUGCUUUCUCCUUACAAAUGUUUUGGAAAAACGUGUCUCGCAUGGAAAGUCUUUGUACGUGUCCCAUCAUGACCGAUAUGUUGAGAGGCUGUGCAACAUGCCACUGACUGCUGUAGGAACAGCGAAGGUGCUUCUACAUGGAGUCCACACUCGGGCUCUGUUCAGCUUUUAUUGCAGUAAACAGCUCUUCGUGUUCCCUAAACCCCAGCGCGUGAAACUCGUCUCAGGUGGAUCUCUGAGAAAGACUUUGUCAUACUCAUCGCUGGCUGCCGUCAUAAAGUUUGUGUAAUGACUACAAUAGAUGUGCUGCAUGGGUCACACAUUGUGCUUUUUGAUGUGUUCAGGAAAUACUUUCUAAAUGUUGUAUCCUAGGACAAAGAAAACAGUGGUACAGUCGUUCGGUAUAGAGUUAAGGCAGGGAGGUGGUCAAGAAUGAAGACCUGUAAACCCUUGAUGGUUGCUCUGUGUUGCUGUCACUUACAGGGAAGGCAGUGAACGUGCGAGACGAGCAUACAGAGUGCUAACCAUCUGAACAGGUCCUCCCGGGGCAUUAUGGAACUGCGACCCUGGGUAAAUGUUUUCGAUCCCCCUGUGAGCGUAGCCCGGAGAAGCCAUUGCGAGUUACUGAGUGCGUGUUGCACUUUUUUUUUUUUUUCUUUUUUUUUUUCUUUUUUAAAGAAAACCAUGUUGGACUUGGCUAGGAAUCACUUUGAGAAAGUGUACCAGUUCUGCAGAAGCGUCGACGCACUCGCACGCUGUGUACAUCUGCGCUCUUUCCAUGUGUCUGGGGAGGUGUCACAUUUUCCGACAAGUUUUCGUGUAGAAUAGUGUAAAGUGAACUGUAUUGUAUGACUCAACUCCUGUGAGCUUUUACUGCAGCCUCUCUCAUCAUGUCGUGUCAAAGUCCAACACUGGUGAGAGGAACAGAACUGCUGUGGACUUGUGGCUCUGUCUGCUCCAGCUCUCCCUCACCAGUCCUCCUUUACUGUAAGAUCAGGCCCCAUGGUCACUUUGGCGAUUCUAAACCACAGGGUCAGCUCUCUGCGUUUGUAUCUGUAACUACAUGUAGGCUCUUUGACGUCAUGCGCCAUAUGACAUCACGAAGAGCUCCUUGUGUUUCUAUCCGUGUGCUGUUACCUCAUCAGGCGUGCGGUGGCUGAGUGUUAACAGUGAAAACAGUGCGUUGCGGAUCAGUCUCUUUUUUUGGAAAGCAAAGAGGCCUUCUUCCUACAUGGAGCUGCAUUGAUGACUCAGGCAGCCUGACCCAUGACCCCCCACAAAGACUGCUGCUUCUUGACUAUGCCCUUCUCUGGCCCAAGUGAGCUUCUCUGACAUGAAAUAAAUAAAAACACAAGUUUUACCUAAAACAUGAAUUGGUGUCACGGAAGAGCAAUAACCAGCUGUGGCUCUCACUGGCAGGAAGGACCUUGGGGCAGCAAAGAGGCAGGAUUGUGGAGGGGGGGGGGGCUAGGUGCUGGUCUGCUCACCCACAGCCUGUGCAGCUGCAGCUUGGGUCGCAUCCCCAGAAGGUUCUCUAACAUUGAUGUGUUGCCAGCUGUCAACAGAAUACCACAGCUUUACACCUUUACUUCACCAUGGGCUCUGUGUUGUGUAGUACAACACAGUGGGGCUGCUGCUGCUGCUGCUGCUCCCCUCCCCCACCCCCACAGUAAUGGGAUCACCCUUCUCCUCCCAGCCCACCCAGACACUGUCCUCUUGUUGUCAGAUCCUCCCCCUUUCCAGCCCCAGCAAUUCACUGCUUUAUAGUUGUCUGGUUCUGUGCAAAACUGUACUUUGCAAUAACAUAAGAUUAUUUUAUAUACAGUAAAUGUAAUAUAUAUGAAGAUGUCCUAUAAAUUGAAAUUGUAAAACUUUGGACUGAUGUGUAUUGAAAACCACUACAGUGAAGUGCACACCGUAAUAUAAAGUCACCUGGCUUCAGCAUUCCAUUCUUGUACUUUGGAGAAACUAAUGUACUGAAAUUGUCAUAAGAAAACAUACCAAAUUAAAGUUUUAAUUUAUAAAAUACA
Molecule: messenger RNA, 8260 nt
Organism: Scleropages formosus (Asian bonytongue)
Lineage: Eukaryota; Metazoa; Chordata; Actinopteri; Osteoglossiformes; Osteoglossidae
Gene: slc9a1a
Product: solute carrier family 9 member A1a
Exons: 12
Coding region: 815-3202 (795 amino acids)
Biological process (GO): proton transmembrane transport; potassium ion transmembrane transport; sodium ion import across plasma membrane
Cellular component (GO): plasma membrane
Molecular function (GO): potassium:proton antiporter activity; sodium:proton antiporter activity
Source: RefSeq, a predicted model, not a curated record